CUCAUGCACGGUACACACAGUUGGUCAUUUAACAAACAUUUUGAAAGCACGCUGAGUUUGUUUUCACUUGACAAUGGCGACACCAUUCUCUACAAUCCUUCAAAAGUCUCGUAACAUCGCUGCAACUUUUCUACUGUGUAAACCAUACUCUUCCACAGUCAGAAACCGUAGAAACCUCUUCGCCAGAAUAAGCCCCCUUGGCGACCCUUCAAUCAGCAUUUCCCCCAUUCUCGAAAACUGGGUCCAAGAAGGUAACCCUCUCGGUUACAAACAGCUUCAGCGCAUCAUCAAAUCCCUCCGCUCUAGCAAACGCUUCAGUCAAGCACUCCAGGUUUCUGAAUGGAUGAGUAGCAAAGGUCUAUGCCCAAUUUCAGCAAAAGACCAUGCCGUGCAACUAAAUCUUAUUGGUAAAGUUCGUGGACUUGAUAGUGCGAAGAGCUAUUUCCAGAAUUUAAGUGAUGAAGAUAAAACUGAAAAGGCUUAUGGUGCUCUUUUGAAUUGUUAUGUAAGAGAAGGAUUGGUUGAUAAGUCACUCUCCCUGAUGCAGAAGAUCAAGGAUCUGGGUUUUAUUUCUGUUCUAAAUUACAAUAAUAUUAUGUGUCUUUACUUGCAAACUGAGCAGUAUGAGGAAGUCUUUGGUGUUUUGGAAUCGAUGAAAAAGGACGGUGUUUCUCCCGACACAUUCAGCUAUAGGAUAUGCAUAAACUCUUAUGGCACAAGGUCUGAUUUUUUUAAUAUGGAGAAACUAUUGGAAGAAAUGGAACUGCAAAGCCACGUCAGAUCAGAUUGGGCCACAUAUGCUAUGGUGGCUAACUACUUCAUCAAAGCAGACCUGAAAGAGAAAGCUUUAGUCUACCUGAAGAAAUGUGAGGACAAAGUAGACAAACGCGACACGAUUGCAUACAACUAUCUGAUUUCACACUAUGCAAGUCUUGGAAACAAAAAAGCCAUGAUGAGAUUAUGGAAACUUCAGAAAGAGAACUGUAAGAAGCAACUUAACAGGGAAUAUAUAACCAUGUUGGGUUCUUUGGUGAAGCUGGGUGACUUUGACGAAGCUGAAAAACUUCUUGCAGAGUGGGAGAUAUCUACUAAUUCUUAUGAUUUUAGGGUGCCAAACAUCCUUUUGAUUGGUUAUUCCAAGAAUGGAUUGAUCGAAAAAGCAGAAACAAUGCUGCAAAGCAUAAUUGAGAAAGGGAAGAAUCCUAUUCCUAACAGUUGGGCUAUCAUUGCUGCUGGGUAUGUUGCCAAAGAGAAUAUGGAGAAAGCAUUUCAAUGCAUGAAGAAAGCUGUGUCUGUACAACCCAAGAAUAAAGGUUGGAGACCAAAAAUUGAUGUUCUUUCCAGCAUUUUGAGUUGGGCUAUCAAUAACAGAGAUAUAGAUGAAGUAGAAGAUUUCGUGAAUUCGUUGAAGAAUGCAACUUCAAUGAAUAGGGAUAUGUAUCUGUCCUUGAUCAAGAUGUUUGAUAGAUCUGUGAAAGAGGUUGAUAAAAGUUUAGACAGUAUGAGAGCUGAUAAAAUAGAGGUUGAUGAGAUUUGGGAAAGUAUGAAAGAUGAUAAAACGGAGCUUGAUUAAGAGAUUGAGGAAAUUAUUUACUCAAGAUUGCAAUAAUACUGGUUUCUUUCUUCUCUCUCCAGUUUUAAAUCUUACCAUCAUUGGUGUUGAAUGCAGUUGAUGUCAAAUGAGUGAUCCAGAAGUCCUACCUCAACCGCUAAAAUGCUGAAAUUGUUAGGCCGGAUGCCAUGACCGGGGUUCGAAUGCCGGUACCUCCACUUGUGUGUGUGAGUUUAUAAUGACUUUGUCAUUUCGUCUAUCUACCAAAAAAAAAAAAAAAAGGAAUAGCAUUUUUGUGUGUCGUAGAUCGAUUUUAAAGCUGCAUUUAUCAUGUAGACAUGUAAUCACUUUGAUUCUAUGAUAUAGUUGGAUACCUGGAUCUACUGUUAAAUGGAGAAUUGGCUGACAAUGUCACAUAGAGA
Messenger RNA from Medicago truncatula (barrel medic), 1974 nucleotides. RefSeq names its product pentatricopeptide repeat-containing protein At4g21705, mitochondrial. Gene Ontology annotation, cellular component: mitochondrion. NCBI's taxonomy places the organism in Eukaryota, Viridiplantae, Streptophyta, Magnoliopsida, Fabales, Fabaceae. The transcript is spliced from 2 exons. The record is from RefSeq and is a predicted model, not a curated record. Gene Ontology annotation, molecular function: protein binding. Bases 74 to 1573 code for a protein of 499 amino acids.